Molecule: messenger RNA, 9253 nt
Organism: Varroa destructor (honeybee mite)
Lineage: Eukaryota; Metazoa; Arthropoda; Arachnida; Mesostigmata; Varroidae
Gene: Wdr81
Product: WD repeat domain 81
Biological process (GO): aggrephagy
Cellular component (GO): mitochondrion
Molecular function (GO): protein binding; phosphatidylinositol 3-kinase regulator activity
Source: RefSeq, a predicted model, not a curated record
GAGGGGCAGAUCGUAUGCCGUAUCGUAUGAACCGCUAGACAUAUAUUGACGGAGUGAGCUCUCUCGAAGAAUGCGGGCUUUUUCCGUGUAAAUAAUAACAACAUAUAUAAUCAUGUCCCACACCGGAGCUGCCUGAAGAGAAACAAAAAUAACGGGUUUUGAUUAAUGUUCGGGAGUGUAGGUACCGUGAAGGUGAGUGUCGUAUUCGGCACAUGAAUACUCUACCUGACAAUGCACCUAGUAAUCCCACAUCAUUGACUUAACAUAUACGUAGCACUUCUAUGACAGCUGGUCGCAUUACACCAGCUGCUCUCGUACACCACGGAACACUGUCAAUUUCAAGGGUGCUUGUGCACAAAUCAUUCCGAAGCAUUUACAUCCGUUUGCCAAGCGUCUAGUGUAGGCAGUGUUGGCUAGAAUCAUUCACUUGCGAAGGUGAGUGGCACUUAACUGGUUCACGACACUGUGUCUUAUGCCGGAUUGAGGAAACCCGUUGACAGGUUGUGAUUCAAUCUAGUUCGAAGUAAAAAUUUCGGCAAAUUUAACUUGACAGUAGUUUCUCUAACGUAAUAAGAAUCGACGUGAAACGUUUAUGCCGGCAAUGUGGAGUGACGAGCUUCGCACUCUAUAUAACAGUGUUUUCAAGCACAAAUGAAACGAAGAUCGUCAUAAAUGAUCAAAACGUGCGGUAAAGGCGAUGUCGGGCGCGGCGGAACUGCAGAGGGUUUUCGGAGUUGAGCGCAGUCACAUACUCCAACUCAGUGAGAAUCAAUUCAGAAUUAUUGUGAGUGAUGAAUGGCUAACGGCCGUGGUUUCCACGGGACAUCUUCCGCCCCAGUGUCCCUCGUUGAAUCUUCCGGAAGUCGAAAUAGGCGCUAUAAUGUUUCAGGAGAAGCGACACUUACCACUUGGAUUCACCUUUGUGCAAGUGGAUAUAUUAGACAAGCACGAAGAUCUGUACGUUCGCAAGAAGCCGAUUCCGAUACCGAAAAAGUGUGCCACAUACAAAAGUAUUUUUGAGGUGCUCCAAAGCAUUAACGAGACAAAUUUCGCAAAUUUAUGGACGGAGGCCAAUGGAGAUACUAGUGGAGAAACUUCAAUACGGUUGGAGGAUUUUGAGAGUUUCACUGAUCGGCUGGCCGCUGUUCUGGACAAACUAUACAACUGUAGAGUGAUAACGGACUGUGAUAGCCCGAAACUUUCGUUGAAGGUGCCGAAAGACAACGAGCCGCUAACGGCCCAUGCGGGUAUUCAUCCUCUCUGGGUUGUGAUAGAGACUUCGGCUGCAUUUGUAUUGUUGUCUCCGUACUUACCGCAUUCACUCGUUCAUCUACCGUGUUUCUCUCCAGCUGUAAUGUAUCGAUCACCUGCGCGUGGUCUCUUCAUCGCUUAUCAAUUGGCGGAGCUUUUAGCGUUCGCCGCUGAGGCUGGACUCGAUAUUGGGGAGCUGACACUUGAAGAUUUUCGCAUCACCGAUAGCCUUUGGAUAUUACUCUGCCCGAGAUGGAACAGGGGAAUUCUGAAGAACGCCAUAACAGCAGCGGAAUAUGAAGAGUUUCGUUCUACUUGCUUUCGUUUUCUUGUAGAACCAAGCACAGGGACGGAGUUGCCAUUGAAGGAGGCAAUGGACGCAUGGCUAGAAGGAAAACUAGGAAACUUUGAGUACCUUAUGCUGUUAAACAAGUUAAGCGGGCGUUGCGCAAAUAAUCCCUACUAUCAUCCUGUACUUCCGUGGGUGACGGACUUCUCGUCCCCUGAAGGAGCCAACUUUCGCGAUCUGUCCAAAUCUAAGUUUCGCCUUACCAGAGGCGAUCGGCAGUUAGAUGUAACUUACGAAAGCGCUCUGAGCCUUGCGCAACAAAGCAUGGAGGUAGGAGGGACGAUGCAACAGGUGGACCGCGCUCUUCGGGUACCUCAUCACAUUUCCGAAAUUCUUUCGGAUAUAACAUAUUACGUUUAUAAGGCUCGUCGCUUCAGCAGAGAGGUCUUGUGCACCCAUGUCCGUCAGAAAUGGGUGCCAGCCGAAUAUCCCGCUUCGAUACAACGACUGCAAGAGUGGUCGCCCAAUGAAAGCAUUCCAGAGUUUUUUACUGAUCCAUCUAUAUUUCGAUCGGUUCAUUCGGAUCUGCCAGAUCUCGAGAUUCCAUCAUGGGCGGAAAGCCCAGAAGACUUCACUGUCAAGCACAUGAAUAUUCUACAGAGUCAAUACGUGGCUGAACACUUACAUCAUUGGAUCGAUAUUACAUUUGGUUAUAAGUUAACGGGAGCCGCUGCAAUUAAGGCGAAGAACGUAAGCCUUCCAUUAGUGGAUAAUCAUACAUUUCUUCUAGCUGGAGGUGUUAGUCAACUGUUUACAUUGCCGCACCCCCCGCGAAAAAGAGCAAGUGCUAACAGACCACCAAAGUUGUCAACAUCGUCAGUGUUACGCAAUCCCGGCUUACGUCACCAACGGCGAGGCCGGUCGGUCCAUGGCCGCAGGACAGAAGGUCUACCAGACAGUCGUUUGGCCAAUAGGUCAUUUCAAGAAGAUCAGGUCAUUUUAACCUCGAGUGUUGGAACGUCUGCUUCGGCACUCUUCGAUCAGCAGCUGCAGAGUGAAAGUCAAAUAGCGCAGCAAGGUGGAGCCAACCGGCGAUUAUUUAGAAUGUCCAGAUCCGUCUCGCGUGAGCCAACUACCACUCGACCCGAAAGCCUCUCCAUUCACCUACCGAGAGAUUUUCAGCCUUUUUUGAAGCUUGGCCAUAUUGAAGCACAGUUUCUUUUUCGACAGAAACAGUUGCUUACCGUCAAUGAUGACUUACCGUCACCAAGCCGAAAGGACCAGGACUUGUUACCUGGAAAAAUAUUGAAGAAAUUAACAGAGAACGACCGUAAUCGCCAACGUGAUGACACCCUUCUUCUGGGUUGUUUAUUGGCUGAGCUGAGCCUUACCCCUGUAUUUCAUGCUCAAUCAACUAAAUUACCCUUGCUGGAGAGAGCAAUUUUCCUACGGAAGGCUGUGUUAACGGCCCAUCCGCCCAGGUAUCUUCGAGGCCUUGUUCGAUCUCUGCUGCCUCCUGGUGGCAUUUUUCCUCCGGUCGGAAUGGACGGACUGCCGCCACCUCGUCCUUCUUUCCUCCUAUGUCCCCAUUCUUCGCCUGCUCGCUUUCCACCGGCAUUCGCCCGCCUCUACUAUUUCCUUGCUACGACACAAGCGCAAUCACUUUCUAAUGGACUUGUUUUCCAUCGUGCCGAACAAAAUCAUAUUUCACGUAUUUCCAGCCAUCUACCGCGACUACUGGCUGAACUUAACCGUGAGUCGGUGGAGCUUGUCCUGUUGCACCUAUCAACGCUUUUCCGUCAGGCGGACUCGUGCGUGUUAGCCAUAUGGCAGCUCUUCGAGCCCCUCGCACGCGCUCUCGGCCCCAAAGAGGCCGUCGAUGCCUUCCUCAAAGACCUGAUCCGAGCUUUUGACCCAGAGGUGGCAACCGCGAAGCACAUCAAGCUAUACCACCGUUCAUUCAUACUACAGUUGAUGGUGCGGCUGGGCCUGCAGGCGUUUCUGCAGCACUUCGCGACCGUCCUCGUCGAGGCAGUUGGCGGGUAUAGGGACUUUGAAGAGCUUGACUCAAAUUCCAACUCGACCUUAAAUGGGCUUAUGGGCGAACGUGGAGCGGGCAAUUACCACCAGCAUGCUUCUGGCGGGGCCCGAUCUGCUCUUCUGGCCAAUGUCAACAGCAAUCUUAACCUCUCGCACGCAACGCACGCUGCCGGCACAACAGCCCAUAGGUGUAAAUUGACCAAGAAACAAUCACAUCUUGACUCAACGGAGCUGGAAGAACUUGAGUCUACUUUGGCGUCUGUUCGUUCGCAUCCCGAUAAGGACAAGCAGGCUAAAUCCAUAGUUGUGCCUGAGGCUGGGGUCGCUAAGGGCAUUGGUUCUUCUACGGAUUGUCGAAACGAACAGGGCGGAUCAGAAGAGCAUGAAGAUCUCACUGAAGGCACCGAUUUACGAGCUGAAGAAAUCUUCAUGUUUGAAGCUGAGGACUCAGACUUAACUGAUAAUCAACAAGAGAAUACCUCGUCACUACCACGGGAAAAACCUUCAACAAUUAUUGAAGCCAACUUCACUGAUGAUCUGCCCCCAUCUGGUUCGGCUUCGGCAGCAUUUUCAUUGGAAACUAUGACUAACGGAACCGACGCGACGCCUUGUCAAAAUUCCGCUGUAUCCGUUUCGGCACAACCGGUCUCAUCAACUAGCUUUAAAAGGACGAUUCCAUUGAAAGAUAUCAACUGCUCAUCAUAUAAUAUCAGCGAUGUAGCAUCAGAGAGUAUCGUUUGGCUAGCCCACCGCCUCGGACCGGUCCUUACGGCCAGACAUCUAACACGAAACCUUCUGCGAAUGCUAACUCUCUGCUACUCAGGAAGCGAUCAAAUGGAGUUUACCGAGCCUCUGUACAAAGAUCAUAGCGACUACGUGGUGAAUCUGUCGCAGACAUAUAUUCUAGGCGAUGUGGCUGCGAUGAAAGCAUUUUCAACUCUGUGCGACAUCGCGUUCCUGUAUGGCGAGCAUUUCAUUACGCUGCAGUAUAUGCAGCACGUGGCUGAUCUUGUUGAACUUUGCCGGAAACACGUCACUGAAACUCUCGAGGGAUCGCUUUUGGGCGGGAUCACGUUGCUAAAGCAUGUUUUGCCUCUGCUGACGGAUGCUACACUGAUGAACCAUUUACAGACCACCAUCAUUCGCAAUAUAAUCUACCCGUCAAUUCAGCUAGUCUCUUCUCUUCAUCACUCCUUCCCAAACGGAGCUCACUCCCGUCGACUUAUUACGUACCGCAUCGCCGAUGUCCUUCACCUCAUUUCAUUGCGCAUUGGUUUUGAGAUGUCGCGACAGCAUCUGUCUACUGUACUGCGACGCUUCUUCGUGUCCUUCGAGCGGGCAUUUUGCGAUAAAAAUCAACUGGAUGCUGUAGAGCAUCUUACCCCUUUGGAGAAAAGCAUUGAUAAAGCUUCCGGCGCUCAGAGCUUUGGGCUGACCCAGAGCAUGGAUGACUAUCUGGAUAUUAAAAAAGACUCACCGAGCCAAGAAUAUCGUAUUGGGACGCCAGUUAAAAUUUCCUCUGUCCUUGUUAGCCGUGCACUGCCCUUCCAGGCCUCUCCACCCCUAGAGACCACACAAUCAGGUGAUAGCGAACUUCGACAGCGCGCGUUGGCUGAAAUACGAUUGGUAUUUGACGCUGAAAUGGCCCAAGUUACGUACAUUCCAUUUUGCAAGCAAAUAGGGGGAAUCUAUAUGGCAGAAACUAUUUUGGGAGCUCAUAAUGAUCUGGUGCGACGAUUAUGUCUUCGAGAAGAAGACGGUGCUCACGGUGGACCCGCAGGAGCUCCUGGUAGGGAUGGACAUCGCAGGAAUCCAAGCUAUGGUCACGAUGAGAGCUUCGUAUCAAGUGAAUUUGGUAAGAAUGUGGCGAUUAUGGGAAAUCGCAUCGACGUUCAGAUGGAGGCCAGCUAUAACGAAGACGAUAGUCGCAAUGUGACGCAUGGACCACCGAACCUAGGAGGGGGAGUGGGGGGGCCUCUUUCCGUGGGUCGUUACGACAUGAACUUGCUGCGUAGAAAAAUGGCCAAUAUCCAGCGUCAUCUCAAAGGAAAUUGGCUUAGUUAUUGGGAGCACGAGGUGGGUCAAGAUCCCAAAAAUACCUCAAAGCUCGACUUCAAACAGAUCAAGCUGCAAACUUUCGUUGGUCAUACCGCUGGAAUUCGACAGAUAACAGCGCUGGAUAAUGAGAACUCAUUUCUUUCGGCAUCCAAGGAUAAAACUGUGAAACUGUGGUCACUUCGGAACUCAGGAAGUGACGCUGUUGGAUGCAAUGCACAAUGGACGUAUACGCUUCAUAGGAAGAGUGUAUUUGCCGUACACUUCCUUGACUCACAUAGGGUCGUAGGAUCUUGUGACGGUUCCGUACACAUCUGGGAUCCAUUCCUUGGUUCUUCAGUGCGGACACUCGACCAAAUGCGACAUGCACCUGUAACUGCUUUUGCGGUGCUUAGCGCUCCAUCUAGUUGUUUCUUAGCCGCAACAGUCCACGGCUUAAUAAAAGUUCUUGACGCACGUUGCGGCGAGUACCAGCACGACUUCAAAACUUCCGUUGGUGGCUCGGGUAACAUCCGAUGCAUAACGGCCGGUCCUGAAAAUCAAUGGGUCGCUAUUGGUCAUUCAUCGGGUAUGGUUAGCGUGUUGGACCUUCGUUCUGGAAUCGUUAUGGGUACCUGGAAUGCGCACGAGGGUGAAAUACUGCAAAUAAAGGCACUAACGGGAGGCUUAUUUGCCACAUCCGGCCUCGAUCAGACAGUAUCAGUCUGGAAUGCUGAUGAAGCCAAGCUCCGUUGUCAUCUAAAGGGAAUUGCUGAUCCGACAAUCUGUAUCGCACGCCACCAGAAGGAGCUCGUGACCGGUACCACUUCGAAUCGUGUCACAAUUCAUUCAUUGCUAGAGGGCUCGCAGCACGCAACUAGCGUAAAACUCCGUACUGAUUCAUUCCGUGGGAUGCUCACGAGCCUGGCGGUUCUUCCACUCAAUCGGCUUCUGCUGCUAGGUGCUGAUAAUGGAGUAAUUAGUCUUUACUGUUGAUUUCGGCCAACGUUCUCAGUGCGUUCGUUGGUAUUAGAUGAGGGUGUCUCUUGCGUUAUGUGUAUCUCAACAUAAGCAAGCGUUUUAAAAAUCUCUACCUUAUAUUAAGGGAGACAAUAUUUCGCCAUUUACACAGCUAGUAACAGAAAUGUGUGGACUGUACAAUCAUGCUGAUUUUAUCACUGGGGAAAACGAUUUGGGGCAACAUUUCUAGAAGCGAAACAAGCACAUUAGCAUCUAACAAAAAGACUUUCACGUGAUAGCACACUGUCACAGGAACAUAGUGUUUGAAAGUAACUUUUUUUGAUACUCGUAGAUUUUAGUCAACGAUGUUAAUAAGUGACAUUUAUGUUAAUACUUCAACGGUGUUAAUAACUCACCCCGAGUCAACGACAUGGUUUGUAAUGAUCUUUGUUGACUUCGAUUAUCUCUUUUUGGAUACUCGUGCGUUUGACGCAAUUUACUAAAGAUACUUUUGGUACGAAAAGUUAAAAGCGGUCUAAGUCUACCAGCGUAGGAUAUCCAUAUCAAAAAAUUGAUGCGAACACAAAAAUUAAUGCUUGGGAGCAAGCUUUUCUUGACAGUUCUCAAAGCACAAACAAGCACCUGACAAAAUUCAUACUAAUAUGCAAUAAAACCACUGGAACUUGUCAAAGAAAUAGUUCAGUGUAUGCUAUUCUCAAUAAGCCUUUGAUAAUCACAACGAACAACAAAAGCACAAGAGCUGCCUUUCCGCCUGUAAAUAGACGUCAUGGGUGAACGAACUUCAACUGCCGCGUUACACAAGCGGAUAAGGCCAACACAUAAUGGACACAGAAUUAAAAAGACAGACUGCGGGUAACGUAGGAAGUAAGUAAAAAAGGCUUACACUGUUUAAAAGCACAGCACAAAGUAAGAAUAGGCGAUUAUUGAUAUUGAGCUUAUUUUUUUCAGUGGAUGGGAUAGACGAGGCACUAUUCUUGGAAAUCGCCUUCACUUACUAAUACCACAAUCACCUUCCUCGAAUUUUGAGGAUCGUUCGCAAUGCAGAUUCACUCUUAAUUUUUCAAUUGUCCUUUUUAGGGUCUACUAGAGUCUUAGACAAGAACAUGAAAUCAACUCUUGGAAAUGGUAACAUAUUUGUCAUUUCAAACCUAAUCCAGCGAGACUGAGUAAUUUAAUUUACAUUUUGCGAUUACUAGUAUACAUUCAGAAAAGUGUCCACAAAAUAGUGAUAAACAUAGUUCGAUAUGACCCAAAAAGCUUACAAAUGUUAAUCUACAGGUGUAAGAGCGGAAUUAGAACAGUUGAAUAUUAUUAACGCGAAGAAAAAAAGUCAUGCAUAUAGCGAUAGGUGUUAAAAUGAUACGUAACAAAUAAUAAUUUAAUGAAAAUAGAGUAAAUAGAUUUCUGUGAGUAGAACGAAGCAAUUUUUUAGAAACACAGUAAUGAUGAAUACAUACAGUAUUUUAAUAUACCAAAAGAUAGAUAGUGACUAAUGAUAAACGUGACUACGAGAAUUAUAAACAAUGAGUAUUAAGAAUGUGUGACAAACCGGUGUAAUCGCAAAUUGUAACCGAGAUCAACAAUUAUAUAUAUAUAUAUAUAUAUAUAUAUAUAUAUAUAUAUAUAUAUAUAUAUAUAUACAAAGCAGGGCCCAUAAAUCCAAACUUUUCUUUAUGAGUUACUUUUAAAACUGUAUCUAAACAAAAACUACUUAAACGAAAUUUUUCUGCAGAUGCUAGAAAUAUCAUUACUGGUGGUCAUGAUUAUUCAAUACGAUUCUGUUUAAAAUUACAAUGCAAUUACAUUUUCAAUAUAAGACCUAAGCCACUCACUAAUAACUACCAAAGUAUUCAAUCCGCAAAUGACUUUUAACAAUUUAACUUACGUCAGGCGAUAUUGGUAGGUGUAAACUCGUUAGUGUCGUUCAAACAUACAAUAUGCAAGCAAUUCGGGCGCAAUAAAAUUUUGAGAUAAUAGCAGGCCAAAACCCGAAGAUAAAAGGGCUUAAAACGGCCAAAACGAAACGAACGAACGAAAAAAAUGCAGAAAGCCUUAAAUAAACCGUUGAAAUUUAUUUGGAUGACCUAAAUGCCAACUGAUAUUUGCUUCUCAGGACGAUCGCUAAUAUCUCUACAAAAGAUCCAAGUGCAUCAAAAAUGCCUUUUAGAAUCAUUUGGCGGAAUCCUUUAAACCUUUAAAAUUUAAGCUGUAUGCAAGAUUUCCCAGUUUGUUGGCGGGGAAUCUUCCAACUAGCGGAUUUUUCAAAACCUGCAUGAAAAUUGGCAAUAUCAUAAAUGAGCAAUUUCGAACAAAAAAUGGUGGUGGUACUUGGUUUCACAUGAACACAUUGGAUAACAGCCGAUGUGGCUUAAGCUUUAACGUACUAUUCACUAUCAUAUGCUCGCUGUUUUGGCUUACAAACCCAAGCCCGCUACGAUAAGCAGCCCGCCAAAAGCUGUCCGGAUUUAGGUGUCCCACUCUCUCUCUCUCUCUCCCCCUCCCUAUAAAUUACUGAUAUAUAUAUAUAUAUAUAUAUCUAUCAGUAAUUUAGAAUCUUUAAAAGACUACAGAGAAAAUAACGGAUAUGCAGAACUAGAUGGAAGAGAUUGAAUAUAUAAUAGUUAUACAUAUUUAAAGCGAUAGGUGUGCGGUACUUAU